Molecule: messenger RNA, 2543 nt
Organism: Salvelinus namaycush (lake trout)
Lineage: Eukaryota; Metazoa; Chordata; Actinopteri; Salmoniformes; Salmonidae
Product: ran GTPase-activating protein 1-like
Exons: 14
Coding region: 406-1911 (501 amino acids)
Biological process (GO): signal transduction; nucleocytoplasmic transport; activation of GTPase activity
Cellular component (GO): nucleus; cytosol; perinuclear region of cytoplasm
Molecular function (GO): small GTPase binding; GTPase activator activity
Source: RefSeq, a predicted model, not a curated record
AAUGUAUUCAGGGAAACGUUUGUAAGGUCACACGUGAGGGGAGGUGGCAUAUUUAUCAGAUCAAAUUGGUCGAUGGCCGUACCAGGGCAUGCCCUGCUCUUGCUAGCUUGCUAAGCUAGCUAACUAACUAUAGCUAGUAUGUCAUGACUUUGUCAAGUCAGAACAACGUUAAGUAACUUGCUUUGAUGGCUGUAUUCUUGUGGAACAUUUCCAGCUUUAUCACACCAUUGGAAAUGAUCAACCAUAUUCAGCUUUUUCCACCUAGCUAGUUAGCCUCAACUAUCCUGGCAUGAGAUGGUGUCCUGAUGGCGACGGAUGCUGUUGCACAGUUGGCCGACUCUCUGGCAAAAACUCAGGUGACUGAGGGAGAGUUGAGUUAUAAAGGCCAAGGACGUAAAUUCGACAAUGCACAAUCUGUACUGUUACUGGAGUGACAUGUUUACUGGGCGACUGCGUUCUGAGAUCCCUCCAGCCCUGAACUCCCUGGGUGCAGCCCUGAUGACAGCAGGCGCCAGACUGACCGUGCUGGACCUCAGUGACAACGCCUUUGGACCAGACGGGGUGAAGGGCAUCGAGAAGUUGCUCAAGAGCACUGCCUGUCACACACUGCAGGAACUGAGGCUCAACAACUGCGGCAUGGGCAUUGGUGGCGGCAAGAUCUUAGCUGCAGCGUUGACGGAGUGCUAUAAGCAGUCCAGUGCACAGGGCACCCCCCUCGGGCUGAAGGUGUUCAUCGCAGGCAGAAACCGUCUGGAGAACGAUGGGGCCACUGCCCUUGCCCAGGCCUUCCAGCUGAUGGGUAGUCUGGAGGAGGUGCACGUGCCCCAGAAUGGGAUCAACCACCCUGGGGUGACUGCUCUGGCCACUGCCAUGCAACACAACCCCCAGCUCCGGGUCCUCAACCUCAACGACAACACCUUCACCAAGAAAGGAGCUAUCGCCAUGGCACAGGCUCUGAAACAUUUGCGCAGUGUCCAGGUGAUAAACUUUGGAGACUGCCUGGUGCGUUCUGAGGGGGCUAUAGCCAUCGCAGAGGCAGUCACCGAGGGGCUUCCCAUCCUCAAGGAGCUGAAUCUGUCAUUCGGGGAGAUCACAGGAGAAGCUGCACUGCUGGUGGCACAAUCAGUCGAGGGCAAAGCCACACUGGAGAAACUGGACCUAAAUGGUAACUGCCUGGGGGAGGAGAGCUGUGAUGCUCUCAGAGAGGUAAUGGAUGGCCUGAACAUGGGAGACCUGCUGGGAUCACUCAGCGACGAUGAAGGGGAGCUGGAAGAAGAGGAGGAUGAUGAAGAAGAGGUGGAUGAUGAAGAAGAGGAGGAGGAUGAUGAGGAGGAGGAUGACUAUGAGGAGGAGGAUGAUGAUGUGGAGGAAGAAGAGGACAGCAGUGUGAAUCAGGUUUCCUCCCCUCCGUCAGUGCCCCGACCCCCAGAUGCCGCCUCCUUCCUCUGCUUCCCCUCCCCCGACAAGCUGCUCAAACUGGGCACCAAGAGGGCCCUGCUCUUUGAACAGCAGGUAGAUGUGGCUGAUGCUGGUAAGACAGCGGAGGCUUUCCUGAAAAUCUCCUCUGUGUACAAUGAGGAAGAUGAAGAGGUUAAGAGUGCUGUCCUAGACAGUAUUGAUGCAAUUCUCAGGAAAGCCUUCGCAAGCCCCUCCUUCCAAGGUUACAACUUUGUAUCAUCGCUGUUAGUAAUGCUGGGACUCCUCAAGAGUGAGGACAAGGUGAAGCCGGUACAUGUGGUGCCUGGACAUUUGCAGGCACUGGAGUACGUCGUGCAUCAGGACUACUUCCCCCAGGACCACAUCGCUGUGCUGGAGGCCUUCAUGUCCCGACACGUCCAGGCCCUGGAGUCGUGCAGCAGCGCCAGGAACAUCCUCAAGUCCACGCUGGAGCAUGUCAGGCCUGAGAACUGAGUCACACCGGACCACACAGACACUCUCACGAACUUAUGAACAGAACAAUUCCCACCCCCAGACAUAAGGGGGCCCUUAGCGCACACAACAAGGACUUAACUGUUGCACUGCACUCUAUUUCGCCAACUCAGAAGACUCACAGCUGGAGCCUUGCCCAUCAUCUUAUGGACGUACAUUAUUUUAUGGAUGGACCGAUUUGAAAUAUUGCAGACAAACAGUUGGGAGAUGAAUGGUGUAUCCUGCCUCACCUGCAGUGAAAGGACUGAAAUGUGAUCUUAAACACAGGUUCUCUCCAUAUUUACCCAAUAAGUAAUGGUUUUAUGUUAAAUGGAUAUAAAAUAUAAAUGUGUGAUAUGGGCUGCUGUGGAAAUGUGAUUUUGAUUUGAAUCAAAAGGGAACUGAAUAAAUGUGUUGAUUUCUUUGUUGCAGCUAUUAAACAGACACUAUUUGGGUGUCUGUAUACUGAAUGGCCUGGGAACAUUUCAAUUCCACAAUUUAGCAAGCACUACCCUGAAUAAGGAUCUAGUCCAACCAUGUUUACUUUUUACAGUGGGAAGAAACUAUUGAUCCAGGUGUAGGUUCUUUCUCCUCCCAAAUUCUGAAACCUACACUGAAUAAAAAUAUAAAUGCAA